CAAUGAGCCCAUUUCUGUUCUGCGGUCGCUCUUUGUUCGGUGUCUCGGCAAUUCUCCUUUUGUUCAGUUUCCUCAAAUAAAAAUCCACUCUUCCUUCUGCAGACAAGACCCUCACCUUCUGGAAACAGUUACAUUGUAAUGGCUGCACCCAGUUGCGGAGCAAUGACAGAAGAUGUUGGAAUACCAAUGGGAGACAAACUCAUAUUGAGGGGCUUGAAAUUUCAUGGUUUCCAUGGGGUCAAGCCUGAAGAAAAAAGCCUGGGUCAGAAGUUCUUGGUAGAUGUAGAUGCCUGGAUGGAUCUUAGGAUGGCUGGUAAAUCAGACCUCUUGUCAGAUACUGUUAGUUACACUGAUAUUUACCGCAUAGUAAAGGAAGUUGUGGAAGGGAAAUCUCAGGAUCUUCUCGAGUCAGUGGCUCAAUUAAUUGCAUCAGCAACCUUGAGGAAGCAUCCUCAGAUAUCUGCUAUUCGUGUGAAAGUGGGGAAGCCUCAUGUUGCUGUUCAUGGUCCUCUUGACUACCUUGGAGUUGAGAUUGUCAGAUACAGAAGUAUUGAUGCUCCAAAUUGACCUUUACCAAAUAUAUGAAUGUAUAAGGCAUCAUGGGUCUCGGUUGGAUCUGCCACCUCCUUUUAUGUUCUUUGGUUUCUGCAGGGAGGGGAAGAAAGUGACAAGUGAGCCAGGGUAGUUGUGUAUUUCUGCUGGUUCUACUGCAAUUGGCAUUAAUUGAUCGAUGAUUUUCAAUUUCUGUCA
Messenger RNA from Theobroma cacao (cacao), 750 nucleotides. RefSeq names its product Dihydroneopterin aldolase (gene FOLB2). NCBI's taxonomy places the organism in Eukaryota, Viridiplantae, Streptophyta, Magnoliopsida, Malvales, Malvaceae. The record is from RefSeq and is a predicted model, not a curated record. Gene Ontology annotation, cellular component: cytoplasm. Gene Ontology annotation, molecular function: dihydroneopterin aldolase activity. Gene Ontology annotation, biological process: folic acid-containing compound metabolic process.